CGUUAGAAAACGCGCGCUUCUUCGCGCUCAGCAUAAAAUUCGCGACUGAAUCGUAGAAGCAGGACAUCGCCUCCCUGUAUCCGUCUUCAGUAAAUUAUUUUGGUUUUCAAGUAGAUACUUUUCGUAACAUUACUGUAAUUAAAACGCGUCAGGAAUCAAUCGAAAGCUAUGGACUUAUCGUCAUGGACUCCGGAAUACUUUGGCGCGAACGAGGAGUGGUGCGUCGAGCAGCUGGGCAAGCCGGAAGUACGGGCUCAGAUUCCGCUGCUAAACUGUACCCAGCUGCACGACAUUCGGGACAAUGUGCUGGUGCGCUUUCGCGGUAUGAUCCAGGAUAUGCAGGACCCGGAGUGCUAUUUGGAACGGUACGAAGUGCGCAAGAAGAGCGACGGUUCGCUGAUUCGGGCUCAGAGCGGCAAGUAUCGUGAUGUGUUGAUCAUGGACAAGGACGAAGAGGCGGUCGAUUUCCAAGCUGGGAGCAACCAGUACGGAGAGCGGAGGUCCAUGUUUGUGAUUUCGAUUCCCGGGUACAACAGCUGGGCAGUGGAGUGCGAGGAAAAGUUGAAUCCUGUGAGCCAAUCAAAGGGCGAGGUAAAGCCUGAUGUGCAGUCGUCACUCAAGCGUCCUCAUGCCGAGGAUGAAGAGAUGGAAACGGAUGAGGUUAAUGAGAGUGUAUUUAAGAAACCGCUGAUACCAAUUGAACCUAGCGCAAAAGAACUUCAAGCGUGUUCGUCGAAAAGUGCCGUUGCUGCGAGCAGUAGACCGAAGGUUCUGUCUGCUGAAUAUCUGCUAAACUCUCCCAUUCCGGAACGACCGAGCAAGGCAUGUCUUGUGAAGCUGUACUCCAACUACGACGAGUGCACAUUAAACACCCUGGUGGACGUCGUAGGAUUUCUGUCGAUAGAUCCAGCCUUGGAUGGAAGUGGUGACCAGGUUGAAGACUUUGAGGACGAAAUGUCCGAACACCAGGCCACGAAUCCUCCUCCAUCUCUCAUACCCCGUAUCCACGCAUUAAGUUUUCAAAAAUUGCGGCACGUGAACCCCCUACUGGAGGUUCCCCACGAAGCAUCCACGAUCCCACUCGCGACUGCCACCGCCGACAUUUGGAAGGAUAUUCAGAACUUGCUGACCCAGUGUCUGUUCGAGGACAAAGCCGCGGCCGAUUAUCUUCUCUGCCAUCUGAUAUCGACGGUGUACAUCCGAAACGAAAUCGAAUCGUUGGGUCAUUUCAGUCUGAAUUUGAGUAACAUUCCGAUCGAGGUGCUGCCCGAUUACACCCGAGGGCUGUAUGAAAUCAUAGAGCUGCUGGUGCCGGCCAGUCACUACCUGCCGAUGACGUUGGAGAACAUGAACACCAUGCAGUUUGUGCCAAAGAAGGACUACACAACUAAUAAGCUGACAAGUGGUCUGCUGCAGCUUGCACCGCACACGCAUUUACUGCUGGACGAAACCAAACUUCAGACUGGAAAACUGGAAACUAGUGGAGUCGAGGCAGUCCAGAGCAUAGCACACCUCAUCAAAAACCAGAAACUCAAGUACAACUUCCAGUUCUAUCAGUUGGAGUUCAACUCAGACGUGCCAGUAUUAGUGCUCAGCGAGGGUAAAAGCAUGCUUCCGACCAACUUCUGUUUUCCACUCGUGCCGGAUGUGGACGCCGUCAAAAUGAUCGGAGAAACGCUGAAAGCCGGAAAGCAUUUCAUCCAACCCAAGCUGACGGAGAUGCGCAAAUUCUUGACCCGGCAGCGAAUCCAGGAGUUCGACAUGAAGAACUUCGAUUCGGAAGUCAUCGAGAACGACUUCAUCACCAUGCGCAAGGAAAGUGACGCAUCCGCGGAGGAUUUGCACUCGCUGUUGGUGUUGGCUCGGCUUUUGGGACUUUCCCGGGGCAAGAGCACGAUGGAUCGGGAGUGCUGGGAGUACGCCAAGCAGCUCGAACAGGAACGCAAGAACCGGGUGGAAAUGUUUGCCAAGCGGAAAAAUGAGCCUUAGGGUGCGAACGUUGGACAACGCUGAAGAGUGGUGUGCAAACGAGUCUCAGUGUGUAACGUGUUGCCUGAAAUUGUACCUUUGAUGUUUUUUCUUAAUUAAAUGUUGGUUUUAUACAAACAUUA
Messenger RNA from Aedes albopictus (Asian tiger mosquito), 2111 nucleotides. RefSeq names its product mini-chromosome maintenance complex-binding protein. The transcript has 3 exons. Lineage: Eukaryota; Metazoa; Arthropoda; Insecta; Diptera; Culicidae. The coding region runs from base 169 to 1989 and encodes 606 amino acids. Gene Ontology annotation, molecular function: chromatin binding. The record is from RefSeq and is a predicted model, not a curated record. Gene Ontology annotation, biological process: DNA-templated DNA replication.